UAAAAGAAAAUUCAUUAAAUUAAUAAAUUAUUACUAACCCGUCAUAUCAAUUAUUUUCUGUUAUUCAGCAUUCAUUCGUACUGUCACUAAUAGUUCCCAUUUUCUCUCUCUUUAAGUAGGGAGGGAAUUGUAGCAUGAAUUACAGCUUUUAAACGAGCAGAUCCAAUUCAAGAGUUAAGUAAGAAUUGACGAGAUUAAAGGGAUGGCAUUGGGAAGAUAUACAAGGGUUGAUGGGAAGAAAUCGACGAAUUAUUGCUCGACAGUGACCGUGGUAGUUUUUGUUGCUCUUUGUCUGGUUGGGGUAUGGAUGAUAUCAUCAUCCUCUGAUACAGCUCCAGAAAACUUUGAUUUUCCCCAGGAGAAACAAAAAACUGAGGUUAAACAGGAUAAAUUAAAACAGGAAGAGGUGAAGCAAGAUCCAGUAAAAGAAUACAAUCCCGCUCACUUGCCUGAGGAUGCAAGUAAAGGAGACAGUAAUAUUAAGAGUGAAAACCCGAAUGAGGCGCCAUCGGAGGAAAAGAAAGAGGAGAAGCCGAGUGACGAUGAAAAAUCAGAUGAUACUAAUAAUAAAAGUGAGACAAAUGAACAAGUGAUAGAAGAAAACCAAAAUCUAAAGAAAGAUGGAUUUGAGGAAGCAAAUACGGAACAUGGUGGGAAUAAUACUGGUGAAAAGAAAGAAUCAGGUGAAGGUUCUAGUGAGAAUGAGAAGCAUUCGGAGGAGAGUCCUAGCAAAACACAAGACGAAAAGAAAGAGAGUGAGAUAGACGAGAAGGUGGAGCAAAAUCAAGACAGUGAAUCUGAUAAUAGUAGCAAAAUGGAGGGCGGUGAAUCAAAGGAACAGGUUGCUCAGGAGGUCUUUCCUUCUGGGGCUCAAUCUGAGCUCCUUAAUGAGUUUUCCACUCAGAAUGGUAGCUUCUCAACUCAGGCUGCUGAGUCAAAGAAUGAAAAGGAAACUCAAAAAUCUUCAACCCAACAAGAAAAACUUACCUGGAAACUCUGCAAUACCACUGCUGGGCCAGAUUAUAUUCCUUGCCUUGAUAACUGGGAUGAUAUCCAUCAUCUGAGGAGUACUAAGCAUUAUGAGCAUCGAGAGAGGCAUUGUCCUGCUGAACCACCCACUUGUCUUGUUCCCCUUCCUGUAGGAUACAAGCGACCUGUCGAAUGGCCUAAAAGCAGGGAAAAGGUUUGGUACUCUAAUGUUCCACACACCAAGUUGGUACAGAUUAAGGGGCACCAGAACUGGGUAAAAGUUAGUGGCGAAUACCUUACUUUUCCUGGUGGUGGAACGCAGUUCAAGAAAGGAGCUCGCCACUAUAUUGAGUUUAUAGAACAAAUGUUACCUGAUAUUGCAUGGGGAAAACGAUCACGUGUUGUGCUGGAUGUUGGAUGUGGAGUUGCGAGCUUUGGAGGUUUUCUCUUUGAUAAAGAUGUGCUGACUAUGUCAUUUGCUCCAAAAGAUGAGCAUGAAGCUCAAGUGCAGUUUGCUCUUGAACGAGGAAUUCCAGCUAUAUCUGCUGUUAUGGGAACACAGAGACUGCCUUUCCCCGGGAUUGUUUUUGACAUUGUGCAUUGUGCUAGGUGUAGGGUUCCAUGGCAUAUUGAAGGUGGAAAGCUCUUAUUGGAACUAAACCGUGUGUUGCGUCCUGGUGGUUACUUUGUGUGGUCUGCCACUCCAGUUUAUCAGAAACUUGAUGAGGAUGUUGCAAUUUGGAAAGCGAUGUCUAAAUUGACCGAACAAAUGUGCUGGAAACUUGUCAAGAAGGAAAGGGACGCAAUGAAUAAGAUUAGUGUAGCAAUCUACCAAAAACCAUCAUCUAAUGAGUGCUAUGAACAGAGGUCCCAGAAUGAACCCCCAUUAUGUGAGCAGUCCGAUGAUCGUAAUGCUGCCUGGAAUAUCCCCUUGCAAGCAUGCAUGCACAAAGUACCAGAAGGUGAAACAGAACGCGGGUCUCAGUUGUCAGAGCAAUGGUCAGCAAGAUUGCAAAAGGUACCAUACUGGCUAACUAGUUCUCAGGUUGGUGUUUAUGGGAAGCCGGCACCUGAGGAUUUCUCUGCAGAUUAUGAGCAUUGGAAACAUGUAGUUAGCCAAUCUUACCUCAAUGGCAUCGGUAUCAGCUGGUCCAAUGUGAGAAAUGUGAUGGAUAUGAGAGCUGUUUAUGGAGGAUUUGCUUCAGCUCUGAGAGAUCUGAAAAUCUGGGUCAUGAAUGUGGUCACUGUAGAUUCACCCGAUACACUUCCUAUUAUUUAUGAACGCGGUCUCUUUGGGAUUUAUCAUGAUUGGUGCGAGUCAUUUAAUACUUACCCUCGAUCAUAUGACCUCCUUCAUGCGGAUCACCUAUUCUCUAAAAUCAAACAGAAGUGCAACAUGCCAGCCUUGGUUGUUGAGGUCGAUAGGAUCUUACGACCUGAAGGAAAGAUCAUUGUCCGCGACAAAGUUGAGAUUAUUAACGAGUUGGAAACAUUGCUUAGAUCGAUGCACUGGGAGAUUCGACUGACCUAUUCCAACGACAAAGAAGGAUUAUUGUGUGCCCAGAAGACAAUGUGGCGACCUGAUGAGGUGGAGACUCUGACGUAUGCAAUCAAGUAAACUCAUACAUACUCUAUGGAUGCGUAAUUCUGAAGAGUCACCUCGUCGAGUCGUGCAUUCUGUACUUUUAUAGGUAUUCUUUCAGUUCUUUAAUAGCUAAUUGCAAUCUGUAGUUAGCUAUAAAUUUUUGCCCCUGGCCCCUUCAGGAAAAGGUUCAUGCACUAGCAGUGAACAUAGCCUACGCAAUCUGGGUUGUGAUUAACCAUAUAUAGCCAAGUAGGAGGGAAAAUGCAACAAUUAGUUUCUUGAUGAGGAAAUAUUGGGUUCAAAUUUGUACGCACGAAACUAUAAGAAAUGUUUAUAAUUUUAGUUCUAUUUCGUGAAAUAUAGCUUCACAAGUAAUUUUUUUUCUACUCCA
Amaranthus tricolor (Joseph's coat) is the source of this 2945-nucleotide messenger RNA. Its product is annotated as probable methyltransferase PMT26. Bases 203 to 2587 code for a protein of 794 amino acids. The transcript has 9 exons. Gene Ontology annotation, molecular function: methyltransferase activity. Gene Ontology annotation, cellular component: cytoplasm; trans-Golgi network; endosome. NCBI's taxonomy places the organism in Eukaryota, Viridiplantae, Streptophyta, Magnoliopsida, Caryophyllales, Amaranthaceae. The record is from RefSeq and is a predicted model, not a curated record.